Molecule: messenger RNA, 890 nt
Organism: Thunnus maccoyii (southern bluefin tuna)
Lineage: Eukaryota; Metazoa; Chordata; Actinopteri; Scombriformes; Scombridae
Product: trypsin-1-like
Exons: 6
Coding region: 56-784 (242 amino acids)
Biological process (GO): proteolysis
Molecular function (GO): serine-type endopeptidase activity
Source: RefSeq, a predicted model, not a curated record
AUAUAAACCGGGGCUCCAGGUGAAGUCCUCUCAUCGACAAGAUCACACAGCAACCAUGAGGUCUCUGGUCUUCGUUCUGCUCAUCGGAGCUGCUUUUGCCACAGAGGACGACAAGAUCGUCGGAGGGUAUGAGUGCCAGGCCCACUCCCAGCCCCAUCAGGUGUCUCUGAACUCUGGCUACCACUUCUGUGGUGGUUCCCUGGUCAAUGAGAACUGGGUUGUGUCUGCUGCUCACUGCUACAAGUCCCGUAUUCAGGUGCGUCUUGGAGAGCACCACAUCAGGGUCUCUGAGGGAACCGAGCAGUUCAUCAGCUCCUCCCGUGUCAUCCGCAACCCCAACUACAACCCCUACACCAUCGACAAUGACAUCAUGCUGAUCAAGCUGAGCGAGCCUGCCACCCUCAACGAGUUUGUGCAGCCUGUGGCUCUGCCAACCAGCUGCGCCCCCGCUGGCACCAUGUGUCUUGUCUCUGGCUGGGGCAACACCAUGAGCUCCGUUGAUGACGGUGACAAGCUGCAGUGCCUGGACCUCCCCAUCCUCCCCCAAACCGACUGUGACAACGCCUACCCUGGCAUGAUCACUGAUGCCAUGUUCUGUGCUGGAUUCCUGGAGGGCGGCAAGGAUUCCUGCCAGGGUGACUCUGGUGGCCCCGUUGUGUGCAACGGUGAGCUGCAGGGUGUCGUGUCCUGGGGAUACGGAUGUGCUGAGAGGGACCACCCUGGUGUCUACUGCAGGGUGUGCCUCUUCAACCAGUGGCUGGAGGAGACCAUGGCCAGCAAUUAAAUCUGAUCAUGUGACCAUCAUCUUAUUCUGCUGCCUCUCUUCCAUUAUUCUAACUCCAGUAAUGUUGUAGUUUUGAACAAUGUGCAGCCAUUUCUCAUCUGCAUCA